Molecule: messenger RNA, 1035 nt
Organism: Eublepharis macularius
Lineage: Eukaryota; Metazoa; Chordata; Lepidosauria; Squamata; Eublepharidae
Product: proline-rich proteoglycan 2-like
Exons: 2
Coding region: 1-1035 (344 amino acids)
Source: RefSeq, a predicted model, not a curated record
AUGCGGGCGGGCAGCGGCCCUCCGGCCCGGCGCAGGCCGCAGAGGUCAGAGGGCAGCCGCCUGGGCUUGGCCUCGCGGUCGGGCUGCUGCCCCCGGGCUGGGCAGGGGGACCUCAGUCGCCAAGGCCCCUGUCGGCAGUGCCUCUGGGCUGGUGCAGAGGGCCGUUCAGAGCCAGCGCAGCGCCGGGUGCGGCAGGGCCGCGGAGGAGCCCGAGGGCGGAUCUGUAGGGGGCCGCCGCCUCGGAAGCGGGGCCCGGCUGGGGAGGCUGAGCUGCACCUCGCCGUCGCUGCCAGCGAGACCAGGGCCGUCCGGCAGCCCGGAACCGCGGAAGACGAGCAGGGCGGGGCCAGGGACCGGUGCCCGCUGGGGCCCCGGGGCGGAUCCAAGAGAAGGGGGGGGGCAACGCGGAUCCUGCCGCCCGGGUCUGCUCCCGGGGGCCUAGUGCGGGGGUCGCGCUCCUCCUCGAAGCGCCAGACCCGCAUGGGCCCCGCAGCCCGGGCUUGGCUUUGCUCGCCGUCGCGUCCCCCACGAGGCAGGAAGCGGCGCCCACCCGGCCCGCGGGCCCCGCAGAGAGCGCCGGGCGGCGGCCCCUCUGCAGCCACGUGGCCGCCGCCGCCUCCCUCCCGCUCUCCGUUAGUCCCCCGAGGAGCGUCGAAUCCUCCACCCCCCGCCCCCGAAAGGACGCGCCGUCGCAGGCCCGUCGGACGGAGGCGGCGUUAUGGCGCCCCCUGGCGGCUUCGCGGGGAACGGCUGGGAGGGGCCGAAAGCUGCGCAAGCGCAGGAGCGUUGGCACGGGAGGCGGAGGAGGGGCCGCCACCGGCUCCUGGGGCGCCAGAGGUUGAGCUCGAGCGCGGCGGCGGCCGGCAGAAGCGCUGCAGCCGCAGGGCGAGGGGGCGCCCACGGGUGGGGCGUGGGCUGCAGAGCGGCCGGCAGCGACUUCGGCCCUGCUCUCUGGCGCGCGUUCCCUGCGGCCUGCAAGCGCCGGACGCGCAGGGGCCUCCCCGCCUCUUUGGUCUCCGCUGUUGUGCCGCUUGA